CUUUUGUUUCCCAGGGUGGGAGAGGUCUGAGGUGUGAAUGGUCAUUAGCAUAUCUUUUGUUUCCAAGGGUGGGAGAGGUCUGAGGUGUGAAGGGUCAUUAAACAUAUCUUUUGUUUCCAAGGGUGGGAGAGGUCUGAGGUGUGAAUUGGUCAUUAACAUAUCUUUUGUUUCCAAGGGUGGGAGAGGUCUGAGGUGUGAAUGGUCAUUAACAUAUCUUUUGUUUCCAAGGGUGGGGGAGGUCUGAGGUGUGAACUGGUCUUUAACAUAUCUUUUGUUUCCAGAGGGUGGGAGAGGUGAGGUGUGAA
Molecule: messenger RNA, 305 nt
Organism: Staurois parvus
Lineage: Eukaryota; Metazoa; Chordata; Amphibia; Anura; Ranidae
Source: the annotation of a GenBank genome assembly